AUGGCGACCGUCGGCCUCGAUUUGGGUGGCUUCUCCAGCAAGGUGUGCGUGUCGUGGUCCGGCAACGAUUCCAUCGAGGUACACGUGAAUCGGCUAUCGAAUCGCGAAACUCCCACCAUUGUCGCGUACGACAAGCGCAUUAGGUAUGGUUUGGAAUGUGGAAGGCUGACUGGCUGCAGGCUCUACGGAGAGGAGGCCGACCUGAGGAGUACCAGCCUGUUCAACUCGACGUUAUGUCUGCUCCCAUAUACUGUUGCCUCGUCUAAGGAAUCGGUGUUGAGCUUCAUUAAUGCUCGCCGUUACCUCUUCUCGCUACCCGUGGAUGAGGCCUCACCGGAUCUUGCCUUUCUUGUGAACUUCGAUGACCAGCAAUGCUCAGUUCAGCCGAGGGAUGUGUUCGCGUUUUUCGUGAACAAGCUGCUUGAAACAGUGCGCAAGCAGCUUGGCGUGGUAGACCCCCGUGCCAACGGCCUAAUUCAACUAUCGGUACCCGUUCCGCAGUACUUCACCCAGGAACAACACUUGGCCAUCUACAAGGCAUUGGCAGUUUGGGGUUUCGGAGGAGUCCGCCUAUACAAGCAGACUGAAUGCCUCUUGCGGCGUUGGUGUGACUCGCAUCUCCCGUAUGUCUUCACCGAAUUCACGAACUCGACCGGGCAGUCCAAGAUGCACAUCGCCUUCCUGGACGUUGGAUUUUGCCACUGCACGUUCUUUGUGGCCGAAAUUACGAAGGGCGAUGAAAUAGAACACCGCAUUGUGGCGGAGGAGUCGAACGAUUCGGUUGGCACCUACCAAAUGGUAGAGAAGCUGGCAAACUUCGUCUGCAGCUCCAUCAAAGAAAAGCAUGGAGUUGAUGUGAAACCACCCUCACGACAGGCUUUCAAUGUUUACAAGGCGUGUUCCAAGGCGCUGAAGGAGCUCAGCGUGGUGGCCGACGUUAAGAUCGACUGCGAACGCGUCCUCGCGGACGGCGAUGACUUUUCAAUGGUGCUUACGCGAUUGGAUUUGGAGGACAAUUGUGAACCAUUCAAGGACAUCCUACAGGGAAUGAUGGACCGCGUGUUUGCGCAUGUGGAACCCGGGUGCCUGUUGGCCAUCGAAACCAUUGGCGGCGGGUCCCGCGUCCCAUUCGUGAAGCAUUUGGCCACAGAAGCGGCGAAAUCUCGCGGAGCAACCCAGGUUGUGAGGAUGUCGUUGGACUCUACGUCCGCCACUGCGAGUGGCGCUGUAUGCCUGGCGAGAGCAGACGCACCGUCGCUGUUGGACGUUGAAGGCAUAUCGACCGAUAUUGGAGAAGCCGAAGUAGCAGCUGCUAUCGCCAGAGAGGAGCAGUUCAGCGUAGUCGAAUCGGAGGAGUUCCACAAGCGGUCAGUGCUGAACGAGAUCGACCAGUACAUCAUCAAGACGAGGAACGACGCCCGCGGCGACUUCAGCCAACACCUGCAACUGCAGGAUGUUGAGCCGUUCUUAACCGCGCUGGACGAUUUCGCACUCAGUGCUGCUAGCGACAAGGCUGUGAGUGCGUCGGCGUGUGAAUCGCAACUAAACGAGUGCCGUGACAAGGUGCGUGAGCACUGCCCGGCGUACGUGCAGGCACUGGAGGAAGCCGAGAAGGCCAAAGCCGCCGAGAUCGAGCGUUCAGCCAUGGCUCCUGAUUACACUUCAGUCUCUGAGGUGAACAUGGACGUGACUCUGCCGAAGGCGACAUGCCUGAAGCGUGCCGCCAAGAACAGGUCCGAGGGAAACGCCCUGUUUUCUGGCGGCAACAUCGAGAUGGCUGCGCAGCAUUACGUGAAGGCGCUGCAAUAUUGCUCUAAGGUCACCAACCCUGACGACGAAGAGCGCUCGGAGCUGGAAUUGCUGAAGCUGGCAAGCAACCUCAACUUGGCCAUGGUUGGUACACCGGUCACUAACCGCGAAUACUUGCAGUGUUACAUCAAGAUGGGCACAGAAGCCAGUUACAAGAAGGCCGUCAGCUGCUGCACUCAGGCACUAGAGUUAAGCCCUGACAACACGAAGGCUAUCUACCGCCGUGCCUUUGCCUACGACAAGCUCAACGAGCUGGAGAACGCUCUGGCCGACGCUCGUAUGGGCGUCUCCAAAUUCCCAGACGCUGCGGAUUUGAAGCAGAUUUACGCUGAUGCGCUGCAGCGUGACGGCCUGUACCUGAAGAAGGUCGAUCGCCUGACGCGCAGGCUCAAAGCGGCGCUAUUCUUCGCUCACACCGCAGCACGCGCACAAACCGCUCGGAAAUCUGGCGAAGGAGCUGGAGAGACUGCUAAUGGUGAAGCGGGCGCGUCGCGGCGUUGGUUUACUGAGCCUGCUGGCGACCUGGAGGCGGUAGUUAAGACGGCGUACUACUGCCAGACGCAGCUAGAGCAGAUACGCGGUGAGAAAAAUCUCAACCGCAAAGCUGAAGCUCUCAAGGAUACACUGAAGCUGUUAGACAGCGUGUAA
Messenger RNA from Babesia ovata, 2457 nucleotides. Its product is annotated as tetratricopeptide repeat-containing protein. Gene Ontology annotation, cellular component: cytosol; nucleus. The transcript has 6 exons. The coding region runs from base 1 to 2457 and encodes 818 amino acids. Gene Ontology annotation, molecular function: protein binding; ATP-dependent protein folding chaperone; ATP binding. Lineage: Eukaryota; Apicomplexa; Aconoidasida; Piroplasmida; Babesiidae. The record is from RefSeq and is a predicted model, not a curated record. Gene Ontology annotation, biological process: protein folding.